Molecule: messenger RNA, 4920 nt
Organism: Trichoderma virens Gv29-8
Lineage: Eukaryota; Fungi; Ascomycota; Sordariomycetes; Hypocreales; Hypocreaceae
Exons: 4
Coding region: 1-4920 (1639 amino acids)
Source: RefSeq, a predicted model, not a curated record
AUGGCCGAAACCAUCAAGAUGAAUCUACAGCCGGCUCCACAUCCUGUUCUCUAUGCGGCUGGGUUUCCUCGAGUUCAUGCCGAAAACUUCCCGCUCGGAGAUCGCGCAGCAUUUGCUAAAUAUUAUCCAUAUGGAAUUCCCGUCACCUAUAAAAUGAUGCAUGGCGUGCACUCUCAUGGAGUGGCUCAGACCUAUUUAGAAGACCACCUUCCCGUUGGAUUUUAUACCAAUGUGCCGUCCAAGGCAAAAGCCUUCAUUUCAACCUCGAAUGGGAGUCGUCCAUUUCGCAAAUUGGAUCACAUUUUACCCCAGCGUCGAAUCCAUCUGUGGUCCAGAGACGAAAUCCAGGCCAUUUGUAACUCGCUCCGCAAAGUCUACUGGAAUGAGCUGAAGCAUAUGCAGCAGCCACACUGCUGGGAUGAUUUGUGGACAUUCUUCGACGCCCAUGACCUCUAUCAUAACGGCUGCAUAAAUCUUUGGAACGUCAUCAAUACACUCUGGGAUGAAAACAAGCUCAUAUCCGUGGAUGUAAGGCGAGAAGUUGCUGCGCAUAUCGGUCACUGGGCGGAUGAGUGGCUGAAGCAAAAGCAAAAUCGGGAGAAAUUAAUCAAAUGGCAGGAAUCUCAUGGCCCCAUCUUCCGCAUUCUGGAUGACCAAGACCAUAACUCUCUGGGAUUGAUACACGAUGAUGUGGUGCCACUGAUAGCAAGCGCGUUGAGAGGCCGUCGCAGCUUUCUCCUCUCCAACAAGGAGACGGAGCAAGUUGAAGAGCCUGCAGACUUGAUGACGGCAUGUCGGACAAACAGCAUUGAAAACUGGCUUACUGGACAGCGAGUUUUUGAGAGCAAUGGUUUGCCGCCCCCUCCCGUGUCUGAGCCCCAUCGCGGCCCGUCGGCGCUGAACGAGCCAGCUCCCUGCUUUGUGGAAAAUGGGAAGCAUUACUUUCUCCCACAGCAUUGUUUCUCACAUCCAGAGCCAUCUCACAGACCUGUUCAAGCUGUUAAAGCUUUGCAGAAAUCCGUCGAGGCCGCUGUACCCUCGCGACAACCCGAACUUACCAAGUCUGGUGUAGUCAUCGUUAACGGCAGUAAUAUACCAAAACAACUGCAAAACUCCAUCAACAAAGCAGAUAAGAAGAAAUUCGGUGAACUUGAAAGUCAGAAUGAUCCCCGAAGAAUUGCAUCUAUGCCAGAGACAUCAUCUCCUGUGGCUUCAGGCUCCAGUCUAGAUACAAAGCGCAAUGAGACUUCGAUGGCGGCUGUUAAUGGAGCUACUUCCGUCACAGAGACAAGACGAAGUUCUGAGUCAGCGACGUUGCCAACUUGUAGCAAAAAGUCUCCAGACCACACCUUGGCCUCGGAGAAAUGUGGCGGAGAGAGCAUGAUGGACAAGCUCACCAGGGAGGUCGCCGAGCUGGAACAAGUCAAGCAAAACAUUGCAUCUAUUGACCAGCCAGUUCACCCGGGAGAUGAAGGCCAAUUCCCACCAUAUGAAGCCAUGAGACUUGAACGAUGUCAAACUCAGGUUACAGAUGGGCCUCUUGACAACCAUGCCACAAUGAGGUCAUUGCAUUCCUCCCAGAGAGUCCGCAGGUUAACGCAGGAUCAAAGACAACAUUUUGGGAACUCGCCGGAUGACUUCACGAGACAAAACCUCGCGGCUCCCAUGAGAGCGUCACCGGAGCCGACUCCUUUCUAUAUGCAGCCGGAAAAGCCUUUCAUACAGCACCUUGCAUCAACCAAUGGAUUCCCACGACAUAGCAGCAGCCAAUACUCUUCCGCAAAUAGACCGGCACCUCAUGCUGGCCCAUAUAGGGAGUUUUCUGGGGCGUCUGAAAUCACCCCUUUCCAACAAGUCACUACUGGAGCGCAUUCUGGCGCUAUGCCAGCCAUAGCACCAGCUUCCAAAUCGCGCAACUUGGCUAAUAAUGGGUCUGAUGAAAGUAUUCAGUUUGCUCAACCAGCUCGGCCUGAAUUAUUGCAUGGAUCCUCAACCUCCUCCUUGCACAACGAAUACCGAAGUGGCGGCCAAUCCUAUAAUAAGGUAGCCCAGCGUCGAGAAUCGAAUGGCCGAAAGGCUCAGGGUUGGAAUUCGGGCCAGCAGGCUCAAUUGGAACGUCAUACUGCUCCUCGCGAGUCCUAUUUGAAUAAAUCAUGGAGACGAAGUGCUCAACCGGAUAGCACUCGACAGAGCUCUUGGUGCCUCAAUCCUGCAGGUCCGAACAAUGUGGAAUACACUCCUUGCGAUUGCAGUGGCUGUACCGAACGCAAUAGGAGCAUAUGGGUUAGGAUUCGCGCUGAGACUCUUGGGCCGAAUAUGGAUAUUCAAACGAUCCUCAAAUUUGGAAUCGGCAAUAGGUUUGGCCCAGUGGAAGAGGCUUAUCCGGCCCCAUCGCAAAGUAGAGAUGCAUUCAUCGUGAGAUUCGCAAAGGAGUCAUCUGUGCCACAAGCUCUUGCAGUUGGUUCAUGCAAGAUUGCAGAGAAGGGCAUUGAAGUACUCAUUCGGCCUGUCUAUCGAUCGAAAUGGAUGAACAUCCACCAACACCAGCAGACAAGGAGGCUUCCAUCAAUACCAAUUAUACAUCAACAACCAAUGUGGGCUUCCUCAAGCCCAUCAGGCAUGAACAUUGAUCAUGGGCAUACAGCAGGUCCUAGUCCGUCGUCGUCGGCGACUGCUACACAUACUCCAGAACGAGGCCAACUUGGCAUCUCGUCAGGUCACAAAAGUACCGAAGUCUUGUCCCAUGCAAUGGAAUCAAGCCAGAGUAUGACUCAGGAUACUGCAUUGCCCGUUGUUGAGUCCGCUAUUAUACCAGAUAACGACCAGUCAAGGGAGAUCUUGGAGACCGCUCACAGUCAUGGCCGAGCAGCCACUGUAAAAGACGAGAAGCACCACGAGCCCGAACAAGAUUUCACUCGGCCUGCAGUUUCCAUGCAAACAAAAAAGUCCAAGAAGAAAGAGAUUCUGUCUCAACCAAAGCCUCUGCCGGCGGAAUCUGCUGGCGGGAAAGACAGUAGCUGCAGUCAAACGACGCCGGGGAGCGAGGAUGGCGGAUAUACUUUGCCUAAGAAGGCUCGUAUUGCAUUACCAAGCAGUCCUCUGAUGCCAGCUAGUGUGAUAGUGGAAGUCUCCAAAGCAAACUUAUCCACUGCUGCUUCUCAUUCAGAUACAAGAGAUGACAGUGGCACGCCGAAGAGUCAGGAGGGAGAAAAUAAAGAAACUCCAACACCUGAAAAGGUGGCCAGCCCUCUCCCAUACACUAGCACUAUUGACAAAGUUGUGCAAAAUGACACGAGCGUGGAGAUAAACAAACUAGCAGUAUCAGCCGACUUGAAGAAGACACAAUUUUCUGCUUCCAAAGUGGUCGCAGAUUUACCGUCAGCAACGAAAACCUCUGAAAAUAUCUUCACAGAAGAUGAGAUCAAAGAACGAAAACAGGCCUGGAAUAGGAUUCCUAUGCCAUUGGAUCCACGGAAAUCCAAGAAACUAGGAACGUCUGUCACUUCCGGCCAACUAACUCAAAAGAAGCUCUCAAGUAAUGCGAUGGAGGACACGAGCAUUUCUGUGGCGUGUAUUGAGGAGCAGGUUCAGCUGGAGCCAUCUGGCAUUCCAGGUGUGGACGAAACAAAACCCGAGCAGUUCAGGAGAGGAAUUGAGGAACCGGUCAAGGAUGGAGUUCAGCAGCUUACGAAAAAUGAAGGCCCCGGCCUUGAACAAAGGCACUUUGUGUCAAAAGAGUUGCCAAGGGCCAGGAUUAAGAAUGAUGAAGAUUCUUCUUCUUCUAAACUAAAGCCGUCUGAGCUAUUCCAAUCAGUAUCAGUGCAAUCGAUUGAGGAUUCAACCAUACCCCCUGGGACGGUGUUGUCCAUUAAUGAGAACAAAGCAAGUGAUGAGGCAAAUAACCAAGGCAAGCCGAAAAGUAAAUGGGGCAAGAACAAAAAGGCCAAGAAACGCCUAGCCUCAGCACCACAGAAUGAACUGCAAAAAGAGACUGGCAGCCAGGAGGUGUCGCCGUCCGCCUUAGGAAUAUCCACGAUGCCUGCGAAGGAGAAGCCUCAGAUGAAUCAUGAUACUCUCAUACUGGCCCCUACAAUUACCGAGUCCCCUCUUAAUUCUAUUUGUCUGCCUCUAAAGAUUGAUAGAUCAUCAGUUGAGCCGUUCAAAGAGUCCAAGGAGCAGGCAAUAACGGGUAACAGAACUCAAUAUCCCUACGAUACCCUACCGCGUGGCCGACCGGAUUUCAGGAAUAAUGCGGGCGGCUCUCUGAAAAUUCCGAAGAAGCGAAAGAACAAAUACCCUACCAUCACUUCAAAGACAUUCGAAGCAUCGGCAGCUAGCAAAUUUGCACCAUCACAGUCCAGAUUUGGUGCCGGCGGCCUGAUGCCAACACCCAACACCGAGAGUGCAAGUACAGGCAGUUUGGCAACCCACGCAGGAGAAUCUGAUACUUCCAAGAAAAGCCGCUUGAAUCCACUCGCAACUGCUUUCGUGUCUCCUCGCAAGGCGACUGCCGGCACUGAGACCGUUUCGUAUUCUCCUAGAGCAGCCUCUUCCCGAGCAGGAUCAGGAGAGGCCCCUCUCGAGAAAAUCCAGCCCCCCGCUACGUUCAAGAUCAUAAAAAGGCCAGUGACGGCACAUAACUCGCCGUCAAAAGCGCCACAAUUGAGAGAAAAGUUCAGCCAAGGGUUCAGAGGGGCUGACAACUUCGAGAGCUCGACCAAGCAGCAGGAGAACAGUCGUAAUGAAAUCCAGCGCGACUGGUCCAAAGACAGACACCAACGGGAACGCGAAAACAUCAAAUUGGCGAAUUCGAAUGCUGCGUCGCCUUCAAAGGAUGGUAGAAAGAAGAAUGUUGAUCUCGAUACGCAGGAUUGGCCUGCAUUGCCGGUGUCUCGGGUGAGGUCUUCUACUCUUCAGUAA